Molecule: messenger RNA, 1897 nt
Organism: Coccinella septempunctata (seven-spotted ladybird)
Lineage: Eukaryota; Metazoa; Arthropoda; Insecta; Coleoptera; Coccinellidae
Exons: 7
Coding region: 335-1726 (463 amino acids)
Source: RefSeq, a predicted model, not a curated record
CUCCAGAGACCUGACACCGUUACACCAUGGCUGGGGUCGUCCCGAGAAACCCAAGGCGAAGCUAUUUCGUGUCGAACAGUCGGAUAGCGAGCCGGCCUCCGUUUUGCGUUCAUUAACUCGCGUCGAAGACGAGGAACGACAACAAACACGACCCAUUUUCCGGUAUCAGGCAUCGGCGAUACCCGUUCGCGAUUUUCAUACGGGCGACCAGCUGCAUUCCCCGUUUUGGCUAACGGCAACGGGGUGGAUCGUUGACCCAGGGGACUGUGGAAACUCAAGGCUGUGAUUUGGUGAAAAUAGAAGAGAGACUGAAAAUUUUACCUAAGCAUUCAAUAUGGCUUCCAGGCUUGCCGAAAUGCAGGCUCGCUUUCAACAAAAACAAAUGCAAGAACGGGAAGAAAAACUACUGAAGCUGUAUGAGAGUCAGCAGCAACGUGCUUUCGACAGGGUUGGAAGAGGUAGUGCUGGUAGUAACACAAGUAUUAACUCAACAGGGGGUGGAAAAGUAAGACAAAUGUUCGAGGAAAGGAGACAGCGGGCAGGUAUCGAUAAAAGCUAUCCCUUGGAGCCGAUUAAUGGCAAACCGUUAGUGAGAAUACCAAAUGGCAAACAACCCAUCAUCGCAAAUUCCAGAAAAACCGUACAAGCCACAGUCCAGAGGAGUGUCACCCACAUAAGAAAUGGUAAGCCGUUGAUCAACAAAAGGGAAACGGUCCAGAAAAUAUACGAUAACAACAAUGGCGUGGAAAAAAUCGAGACCAAUCAUUACAACGAGGACUUGCUGGAUCGCGCUGAUACUCUGGUGGACAUGAUGAAUAGGAAUAAUAUUUACGAUAAUCUGGACGAUGAGGAAUCCCCUCCUUUGGAAGACGUUGAAGACGACGUUUCUUUCAUGGGAAAACUGGCAAACGUUGGGGGUGUCCCACCUAGUCAAAAUAUUACUACAGCCGUUAGAACGUCACCAAUUAGGAAAGUCAAGCAAAUAACAUCAGACACAAAAAGGAGUCCUCCUGCACAGAUCGUGAGGAAAUCAAUCGUUAAAGGUGAAGCUCCUAGCCGAAGAUCAAACCCUUCUAGUCAAGCAGCAUCCAGAAGUAGCUCGAGUUCGAAUUCUUCCCCAGUCCAUACGAUAUCUAAGAUGGCAACUACAGCGAAACCCAACGCUACCUCCUCAGUCAGAAGUCCAAGCAACGCUAGACCGUCUUCCAAACAAACAACGCCGCGUCCAGCGAUGAGUGCCGUGGUCAGGGAUGAUUUGCAGGAAUGUGCCUACUGCGGAAGACGCUUCGCAACUGACAGGAUACAUAAGCACGAGGACGUAUGUGGGAAGACAGCAAAAAAGCAAAGAAAAGUGUAUGACGCCUUCAAGCACAGAGUACAGGGUACCGAAAUAGAGCAGUAUGUCGUUGGAGGAAAAAAGAAAGGGGGCAAGGCGCCGCCCAAGAAGACCCCAAUCGUUCCCAUGGGACAAUCGAAAAAAAAUUGGAGAAGAACACAUGAGGAAUUCAUAGCAACCAUAAGAGCAGCUAAAAUGGCACAGGCGCACAUAGCAAGCGGCGGGAAAUUAUCAGAUCUACCCCCACCCCCGCCGUCAUCUAACCCAGACUACGUACAGUGCCCGAGCUGUGGAAGAAGAUUCAAUGAAGCUGCCGCCCAAAGACAUAUUCCAAAGUGUGCAACUUACGAAUUCAACAAACCAAAACCUGGCGGAGCAAGGAAACGAUGAUCGUUAUAGUUGAAUGCGUUAUUGAUAUUGCUUUUUCCUAUUUUCUUGCCCAUAUAGAGUAUAUAAUGUUUUAUAUUUUUCAAAUAAAUCUAAUAUAUUUAAUUCACAAAUUGUUAACUGGGAAUGGUUGAAAAAAAUGAAAUGUCUAAUCUCAUUAAACAUUGAAGAGCA